Camelina sativa (false flax) is the source of this 699-nucleotide messenger RNA. RefSeq lists its product as uncharacterized. The record is from RefSeq and is a predicted model, not a curated record. NCBI's taxonomy places the organism in Eukaryota, Viridiplantae, Streptophyta, Magnoliopsida, Brassicales, Brassicaceae.
AACAACGCCGCCAACAACAAGAUCUUCAAACCUAAAUCCCUAGAUCUGGAAAAAAAAAAACCUUUCACCCGCUCUUGUCAACGUAAUCACCAUGGAAGAAUCCGCCAUCAAAGGUGUGAAAUUGCUGGAUUUGAACGACAGUGUUGCAGACGCUCCAAAACCCGGCAUUUUGACGACGAUUUCCGUUGAGGGAUAUAGCACUUCGCUUCCAAAGUAUUAUGUCAAACUCGCGUUGGUAAAAAAUUUCGCUUCAUGUGGACAGAUCAUAUCUUGUUAUGUUCCCAGAGACUUUCCUAAUGGACUCCAAUCGUUAAGCCUGCAACCUUUCCGGCACAGCUCGAUCUUAAUCGUCCGAUACCUGAUGUUAGUAAUCCCUCGACUUGGAUUAAAAAAUGCAGGGUCCUCGUUACCGGAUAUGACACUUCCCUUCCUGAGAUUGAUCUCAAGAUGGCGCUCUGUCAACAUUUCUCUUCAUGUGGAGAUAUCUAGAGAAUUCAUCUUUUCACUAAUGUAGCUGACAUUGACAUUGAAGGAGAGGGAUGUGUAGAAAAGGCCAAGGAACUAAGUGGAUCUAACAUGGGAGAAAGGACUCUUGUUGUUGUUGAACCUGCUGUGUACCGAAGAAGGGGGGGGCAUCACCUAUCGCCCAAGUCGUUUACCUAAUAAGAGGAAGAGGAAGAGUGAGAAUGAGAAUGAGAG